Molecule: messenger RNA, 3185 nt
Organism: Alosa sapidissima (American shad)
Lineage: Eukaryota; Metazoa; Chordata; Actinopteri; Clupeiformes; Clupeidae
Exons: 14
Coding region: 151-3129 (992 amino acids)
Source: RefSeq, a predicted model, not a curated record
GACAACGACAAGUGGCCAAGCUGCUCAUUCCAUCAGUCAUGUCAACAUUGAGAAGAAUCCAAAAAAACAAUCAGCAACAAGUCGACAAGUUGUUGGCGAGACGACCCAUCUCAAUUUAUUUUGAUUGAAAUGUAGUAGGAUAACAUCUACAUGGAAGAACAGAAAGUCUUGAGAUAUCAAGGGGACACCAUCCAUCCCCUCGAUGUGUCCGGGCACAGGAAGAUUGCCCGGGCACCGGGCAGUCUCGCAGUCUACCAUACCACCCGCCUCUGUAAAAGGCUGAUUCAGCCCAAGAAUGAGUUUGACCUCAGUGACCCCAGGGGCUCUCUGAUCAACUCAGAGUAUAACAGCCUCCAUGAUCCCAACCUGAGAGGCUACCUCUACCGCAAGGACAUCCACCAGAGGCUCAUUAGAGGUGGCUUCAUCACAAAGGAUGAUAAAGUGAUCUGCUCUCUAAGGAGUUUGAACAGGUACAGAGAACACGUGGCGGACGUGGAGAAGGCCUGGGGCUGCAGGUUCAGGGCAGAACAGAAGGAGAUGGUCCGAACGUUCCUGACUUUGCAAGAGCAGGGACGGAUCAGCUCUGAAGUGACUGUGGCCGAUGUGACCGACUGGAUUUGGCGGUCCAUGCCAGCCUUGAGACUGCAGCAUCUCCCUGCCAUUGCUAAGAGGUGCAGUGCCAUAGAGGUCUCACCGGGCUCCACUGGCAGAUCUGAACUGAUGUGGAGCGUUAGAGGCAUUUGGAUGAGUGAGGAGGUCACUAGGGAGGUACAGAGGGAGAUGAGACUCGAACGUCGCUGGGUCGACUCCAAAAUCAACAAGGAAAAGAAGAGGGAGGAGCGGAUUCAGGGGAAACUGAAGAAAGUGAAAAAGACUGUAAAAUCCAAAAGCAAAAAUGUUUCUCAGGAAGGUCUAUCGAGUGAAGACCCACACUUACCGCCUAAGAAGAUUGAAACGCGUAUAGGAGGCCAGGGGGAACCCUCCCAAUCCCUGGACGUGUCCUCAUCCCUGCCUACCUCUUCCAAAGUACCUUCUCCCAGAGGAGACCUUACAACUAAGCUGUGUGAAAGGUGGGAAGAGCUCGGUGUAGGGAAAACGGCAUCUCCACUGAAGUCUCCAUGUCAGCAUUCCCCCCCUCAUGCAGAUAUUGACCUCAUCUUUCCCUUAACACCAAAUGACAGAGUUCGCUCCAGCCGACAAAACUCACCUGAGAGAAACAUUUCUCUCGUCAAGCAGCAUCUGUUUUCUGAUGCAAAGAAGAAACUCUCUGAAAUAUGCCAAAAACUGGUCAUCCAGCCGUCCACUUCACCUAGACCAGCUUCUGCAUGUGGAAUCAUACGUGGGAAGAUGCCAUCAGCUGAACAAAUCUCCUCAUGUCUGAUUGAUAUUCAGCAAACAUUACUAGAGAAUCAUUUCAAAGGAAUGGUGACAUCUGAGGAAUUGCAGAUAGUGCUUCGAGGCAUGGUGGUCACUUUAGUGGAGGAGGUCAACAACAUCCUGAUUCCGGCCAUCACUGCCUUUGAGUACGAGCGAGUACUGCCUGCCAACAGCCCAAAGGAUCUCUCCUCUUGCUACAACACAUCCUCCACUACCUCCAAAAUCUCUCCCGUCAUCACCAGCAGUUCCCAGUGCUCAAUGUCAGAGGUCCAUGUCACGUACCCCAUCUACAUGCUGCCGAACAGCAGGGGUGCGAGCCGAGUGGAGCUGUGGAGAGCCAGCUCUCCAGAGGAUGGUCAGGACGAUGACCGGCGCAGUCUCAGGAAGAAAGUGGUCGCUCCCACCGCUGGCCUUCUGCUAAAGGUGGAGAAUCUAAUUAAGGACAUCAUCAAAGACUCAGUGGAUGUCUUCUCUAAGCAGACGGGCCAAGUGAACGGCACGGCGACUGUAAGCAUCGCUAAAUGCGCGGAAGACAAAGCUGAAUCGGAUGUUAAAAUCCAAGAGGCCAAGCCUGAGGAUGAGAGAGCGAUGAAAGUUGAUGCAGAGAGGUGUUGCAUGGUUUCUCCUGAAACUACAGAUAAUCCCACUGCUGUUACCAUCAAUACCACCACUGCUGUCACCAUUGCUGAUCCCAUUGCUACCACGGAUAAAACGGCUGUUGUCACCAUGAAUACCACCACAACUCUUGUCUCCACGGAUAUCACCAACACUGCUGUCACCACGGAUGCCACUGCUAGCUUCACCAUGGAAACCAGCACCACUGCUGUCACCACAGAUGCCACUGCUGUUGUCGCUAUAGAUACCACCUUUGCUGAUACUGACUUCAGCUCUGACCGUCACCUUGUUGAACAGUCAUCUGAUAACAUCGGAAAGGACUCUGAGCAGCAGCUUGAAGCCAAUGAUGUGAUGAGUGACCCAGAAUUCAGCGGGAGCGAAGAAAGCCACGUGACCAAGGAAGCAUAUGACUGUGAGAGCACCAGCUCCGAUGCCUCGUCUGGUUUCGUGGUCAGUCUGGAGAAGAGCAUCCUGCUGUCCUCUGACCAGGUGGACGAGAUCCUCGAGAAGGUGACCUUCGCCCUGGAAGAGGAGCGUCUGUGCAGCUGGCUUACUUCCUCGCCUGAGGACAAACACAAAGAUGCAGAGGCGGUGUCUCCUCCGCCCAACAGCGUGAUCUUCGCCAUCCUCCAGAAGAUGCAGCUGGACAAGUAUCUGCAGAGGAAGCUGAUGUCCUUCUUCGUGGGAAGGCAGAUGACCAGCCUGGGAAGUCCGUCCACGUCUCCCAUGGCCGCCAGCUCCCACCCUGGAGCCCAAGAGAGCCUUUCCUGGAGCUCCCUCUCGGAGAUCAACCCCCACUCGAUCAAGGUGACCAAGUGGCUCCUUCAGACCAUUCAGAGACGCAACAGCUGGGAGGGCAGCAUGACCUCUGACAGGCAAGAGAUGGACGGCCAGCAGUUCAGAGAGAAGCAUCUCGUCUGUGAGGUCAUCCAGGCUCUGCUAGACCAUCUAAACGAUGUAAGUGCCACACGGAGCCUCAGCCGGCAGACGCAGUCUGAGAGCGACGUGCGCGCAGGUGUCACAGCCCAGGGAGGACCUGUGCACGUGGACGCUGUGGUGUCUGACACGUCUCUUGCAGCGUGCGAGUUCACAAAGGACAUUGUGUCCAAACUUCUCCUUGAAGAUAACAGCCCUUAAGUGCACUCACUAAUAACAAUCUUAAGACAUAAAAAAUAAACAUUUUCUAACUUAGA